Molecule: messenger RNA, 1812 nt
Organism: Paramecium tetraurelia
Lineage: Eukaryota; Ciliophora; Oligohymenophorea; Peniculida; Parameciidae
Exons: 5
Biological process (GO): reciprocal meiotic recombination
Cellular component (GO): nucleus
Molecular function (GO): double-stranded DNA binding
Source: RefSeq, a predicted model, not a curated record
AUGAAUCAUCCAUUAGUAAAUAUACCAUUAACUUAGGGAAUAAAAUGUAGAAAAUUGUGUCAAGCUAUUGAUUUAUAUGGGAUAAAUCCAAAUUUAUUGAUUUUUGGUAAUCAAAAAUAUUCAAGUAUACUUGGAAGCCUCCUGACAAUAAUAGCUUCGACAUUGACAUUCGGAUAUUUAGUGUAGUAAGUCUAAGAAUUGGUGUACAAGUAACUCCCUUAAACAAUAUUAUCAGAACACUUAGUAACUGAAACUUCUCCAUUUCCAUUGGAAAAUCAUAAUUUUACAUUAUCAAUAUCAGUUGCUAAUAUGGAACAAAAUCCAUUAAAGACAAUUGAUAAAUACUUUACAAUUAAGGUUGAAAAUUGUUAAAGAUCAAGGUAACUUAAUACAACAACUAAUAAAAUCGAUGUUGUUAAUACAUGUAUUAAUUAUCCAACAGAGGCUUGCGCGUCAGAUAAUUUCGUAACAGAUAUCUAAAAAGAAUAUUUCAGUAAAAUUCGAUUAGGAACGGCUUAGUGCAUCAAGAAAGAUAUCUUGUAAAGUAAACCACCUGUACUAUAAGGGAUUGUUUCAGGAAAUUUAUACUCCUACAUCACUAUUAAGUUUUCAGCAUGUAAGAAUAGUACAGAGAAAUAGGAUUGUGCUUCAAGGGAUGAGAUUAAUAAAGAAUUAAUUAAUGGUUAUUAUGUUGUUCAUAUGAGUGAUUCUCUAAUUUAAAUGAGUAACCCUGAGAGUAUCCAAAAAAACUUCAUAAAAAUGUAGUAUACAUAAUUUUCAAUAUCAACCUCCAAAACUAUAUAUCAAGGAUUCAGAAUUAUCCAAUCAUUGACUGAUGAUGGUGUAUUAAUUAACAAUGUUGUAGAAGACUCAUUUUUGGUUCAAUAGUACUAUUAAGAAUCAACUGCAGAUUAUAAUGAAGAUUAUUUAAUCUUACAUAGUCUAAUACUUGAUAAUAAAUACACCAAUUAUUAAAGAUCAUACAUUAAGUUACUGACCAUCUUAAGUAAGAUUGGAGGAUUGUGGUAAUUAAUAUUUAUUUUCUUUGGUAUUAUUUCUAAACCAUUUAUUUUAACUGAAAUGAAAAUCAAUUUAGCAAAUAAAUUAUUUAGAUUUCAGUAAGAGGAGAAUGAUCUAACUUAAAGCAUAAAGAGAGAUGUGAGUAUGAAAUCGAAUGUAGAAAAAUAUGUGAGAUAACCAUAACAUAAAUUGUCAAGUUCAAUAUCAAGUAUUAUACAAUUUUUAUUUGGGUGCAACAAGGCAAGAAUAAAAUAAUUGGAUUAAGCAAAUCUGAAAAUCCAAGAAAAUUUAGAUGUGGUUGAAAUAAUGAAAAAAUUUUAGGAAUUUGACAAUCUGAAAUCGAUAAUUUUGACAACUAAUUAGAGAGUCUUAUUUGAUAUUAUUCCAAUUCCAUUAAUAACGAAUAUAUAAAAUAAAAUUGAAACAGAUUCAUAAUCAAGUUAGCGUCAGUCCAAAGAUAAUUUUGAAAGAUUUAUUGAGGCUUAUAAAUCAUUUUGUUAAAUUCGUGAUAUGUCUGAUACAAUUGAAAAUAUUGGAUAAAAAAUAAUUACCCAUUUGGAUUAGGAUAUGAUUAAACUGUUUUAUGAAUAUCAUUUGGACUCAGAAUAGAAAUAGGUUCUAUAAUUAUUAUCUGAAGAGAGGAAAUCUAAAAUUUUAGAUAGAAACUAUCUAGAUUCUGAAUCAAAAAUAAGUUUAUCUCCAUGUAAUUCAAAUCAUUAAGAAGUCCAAGCCGUAAAGAUAUUUCUUAAUAACUAACAAAUUAAAAGAAAAUUAGGAAGUUUAUAGAUGUGA